Phytophthora infestans T30-4 is the source of this 1332-nucleotide messenger RNA. Its product is annotated as serine palmitoyltransferase, putative. Gene Ontology annotation, molecular function: pyridoxal phosphate binding; serine C-palmitoyltransferase activity. The record is from RefSeq and is a predicted model, not a curated record. Gene Ontology annotation, cellular component: serine palmitoyltransferase complex. NCBI's taxonomy places the organism in Eukaryota, Oomycota, Peronosporomycetes, Peronosporales, Peronosporaceae. Gene Ontology annotation, biological process: sphingosine biosynthetic process; ceramide biosynthetic process. The coding region runs from base 1 to 1332 and encodes 443 amino acids. The transcript has 3 exons.
AUGGCGGCCGAGCAUAAGGGCUAUGCGCCUCUGCUCGUGGCCUUCGAAAACUUCUACACUAAACGCAUCUACCACCGCCUUCAGGACGUUUUCAACCGCCCCGUGACUGGCCCUCCCGGCGCACACAUUGACCUGAUCGAGCGCUACUCCGUGGACGAGAACAAGACGCUUCACAACAAAGACGGUUGCAUCCAGCACUGCCUCAACCUCGGGUCCUACAACUACUUGGGCUUCGCUGAUGACUGGAUGAACACAUGCAGCAAGGAGGUCUUUCCUGCCGUCAAGCAGUUCGCGCUGGCUUCGACCGUUCCGCCCAUGGAAUUUGGCACUACGGCGGUGCACAUUGCACUGGAGAAGGCUCUAGCCAAGUUCAUUGGCAAGGAGUCGGCCAUCGUGUAUAACAUGGGCUACGCCACCAAUGCCACCAGCAUCCCGGCGCUCACUGGCAAGGGUACGCUCAUCCUGAGUGACGCACUGAACCACACUUCCAUCGUCAACGGUGCGCGCGCGUCCGGUGCCUCGGUCGGUGUGUUCAAGCACAACGACCCCGAGCACCUGGAGAAGGUGCUGCGUACCAAGAUUGCCGAAGGGCAGCCACGUACCCACCGCCCCUGGAAGAAGAUCAUUGUGAUGAUCGAGGGCAUUUACUCCAUGGAGGGAGAGAUCGUGCGUCUUCGCGAAAUGGUGGACGUGACCAAGAAGUACAAGGCGUACGUCUACGUGGACGAGGCGCACAGCAUUGGCGCUCUGGGUGCUACUGGCCGUGGUAUCUGUGAAUAUGCUGGCGUGGACCCCAGCGAGAUCGACAUCUUGAUGGGCACGUUCUCCAAGAGUUUUGGUGGCAUGGGCGGAUACAUCGCAGCGUCAGAGGAAAUCAUCAACUUCAUCCGCAACUCGAGCUCCGGUGCGAUCUACGCGACGAGUCUGUCUCCAGUAAUCGCGCAGCAGAUUCUGACGGCUCUCAACAUCAUUGCCGGUCUGGAUGGCACGGAUAUCGGUCGUAAGAAGAUUGCGUCUCUGCGUGACAACAGCAAUUAUUUCCGUCAGAAACUGAUCGACAUGGGCGUGAUCACUCUUGGGGACUUCGACUCGCCUGUGAUCCCAGUCAUGCUGUAUCACAUGUCGAAGGUCGGGGAGUUCUCUCGCCAGUGCUUGAAGCGUAACUUGGCUGUGGUGACGGUCGGUUUCCCUGCGACGCCGCUGCUGCUCGCUCGUGUUCGUUUCUGCAUCUCUGCUGCCCACACGCGGGAGGAUAUGGACACGGCUCUGGUGGCGCUGAAGGAGGUCUGCGACCUGUGCAAUAUCCGCUUCGAGAAGAGAGCUCAUUCUUAG